GCUGCGGGGGGAGCCGGUCCGACAUCAGGAGAUGCAGGGGCAGGAGAUGAAUCAGGCCGUGCAGCCACCUUGUCAGCCUGAGAUUCCCCCAGAGACGCCCCCACCGGCACCGAGGCACGACCUCCCCACCCCAGAGACCUGGCGCCAGCGCUUCCGGGCCGUCCACUGCCUGGAAGCCAAGGGGCUGCAGGAGGUUUUUAGCCGGCUGCGGGAGCUGGCCCAGCGCUGGCUGGAGCCGCAGCACCACAGCAAGGAGCAGAUGCUGGAGCUGGGGGUGCUGGAGCAGUUCCUGGCCAUCCUGCCCCGGGAGAUGGAGAGCUGGCAGUGGGGGCACGGCGUGGAGACCUGCGCUGAAGCUGCGACCCUGGCUGAGGGAUUCCUGGUGGGGCAGGAGGAAGAUGAGACGCUCCAGUGGAAAUCGUUUCAUGCUGGUCAUGGGUGCUGCUCUCCCCAUCCCAAUGUUCUUGGCGGAUGGGCCCGUCAUACUGACAGGCGCCUGGAGGAGUCAGGAGAGAUUGAAAACCUGGGGCCUUGGGACAAGUCAUCCGACAUCCCCAGAGAGGAUGCCCCGCCCCCCCGGGAGCCAGUCAGUGUUCACUGGCCCCGUUCUCCUGUCCCCGCGAGCCCUCUGAGCCCAAUACGGGGCUGGUGCAGGUGUCGGGGAAAUGAGACUCCCCAGUGGCCCCCGGCUGGCUCCGGUGCAGCUAACCCAGGGCUCUGUCCUGCUGCAGAGUCCCCUGGAACCGAGGAGACCGGGGAGGUGUCAGCAGACAACAGCUGCUCAGGCUGGUGCCCCAGACGAGGCCCUUCCCCAGGAGCAGGCUCUGACGUGGUGUGA
This is a messenger RNA of Alligator sinensis (Chinese alligator), 838 nucleotides long. Its product is annotated as zinc finger protein 232-like. The coding region runs from base 32 to 838 and encodes 268 amino acids. NCBI's taxonomy places the organism in Eukaryota, Metazoa, Chordata, Crocodylia, Alligatoridae. The transcript has 3 exons. The record is from RefSeq and is a predicted model, not a curated record.